UUCCACCCCCACCAGAAACGACGACGAUCGAGGAAGAGGAACACCAAACGACAGGAGCUCCGACGCCGCCAUGGCCCGCCUGUUCCUCCGACCGAUCUGAUCAGCGCCGGGCUCCGAAUCCAUAAUUUUAUCGGCGGAAUGUGGUGAUGGGCCGCCGCCACGCCCACGUCCCUGUCUGCGUCGCCACGAGGAGCUGAAGGAGGAGGAGGGAAUGGACGAGGACAACAAUCUCCUGCAUUUUCUCGAUGAUACACCCACCGCGCAUUACAGGAAGACAUGCGAUGAAUAUUCAUCCCAAAUUGACGGCGAUGAUCACUCCGAUACAUCAGACGCAGAUCCAUCCAAUGCAAGGGACAGAUUGGAAACUCUACUUAACCAACCUGCCAACAAGUUCUGUGCAGACUGUGGCACCCCAGAUCCAAAAUGGGCGGCUUUGCCUUUCGGUGCGUUCAUUUGCAUCAAGUGUUCUGGAACUCACAGAAGUCUUGGAGUACACAUAUCAAAGGUGAUUUCAGUGAAUCUAGACGAAUGGACAGAUGAGGAAGUCAACUGUCUAGCUAAUUCAGGUGGAAAUGCUACUGUGAACACCAAAUAUGAAGCGUUUCUACCUGAAAACUACAAAAAGCCAAGACAAGAUUUUUCAACAGAGGACCGUGCUGUUUUCAUUAGGAAAAAAUACGAGCUUCAACAGUUCAUGACUAAUCCACAAUUUGCAUGCCCUUUACACAAACAUGGAGCAGAGAAACGUCAUAAUAACCAGCAACAUGGUGGCAGCAAACAUGGUACUUUCAGAAAUAGCUGGAGGAAAAAGGAUUCCGAAAACAAAGGAGUAAAAAAAAUGAUGGAUGUGGGCAUGAUAGAAUUCGUUGGAUUAAUUAAGGUCGACAUCAUAAGGGGCACGGAUUUAGCUGUUCGUGAUGUGAUGUCAAGUGAUCCAUAUGUUAUGAUUAUGCUAGGACACCAAUCCAUGAAAACAAAGGUGAUAAAGAACACACUGAACCCUAUAUGGAAUGAAAGACUAAUGCUAUCAAUCCCUGACCCGGUGCCGCCUCUUAAAGUGCAAGUAUUCGACAAGGACACAUUCACCUCUGACGACCGAAUGGGGGAAGCUGAAGUUGACAUCCAGCCAUUGAUCUCUGCAGCAAGAGAGUACCAGAACUCGAUGGUCACGGAACCGGCGAUAUGCACAUUCUUGGCAAGCGAGAACAGCAUUCUAGUCAAGGACAGUGUCAUCUCGAUCGUCGAUGGUAAGGUGGAGCAGGAGAUUGCCUUGAGGCUUCAGAACGUCGAGCACGGGGAGAUUGAGAUCAAGCUUGAGUGCGUGCCCCUCAGUCAGUAGUUGUGGUUUUUCACCGAGAUGAAAUGCUCCAUGGCUGCGGUCGAUAGUAGCAUCGCUUUGCACUACCCAGAGAAACAUUGCCUGUUGUGUUAGUCCGUGCCUGUAAUUGUCAUGUUGAAGGUUUUUCGUGCAUGUGAUAUGUUGAAUAGAUAGGAAAAGAAACUUGAAAGUCAUCUACGUUACUCUAAUGUAGGCUUCAGAACUCCUUUUUGUA
Hordeum vulgare subsp. vulgare (domesticated barley) is the source of this 1553-nucleotide messenger RNA. Its product is annotated as probable ADP-ribosylation factor GTPase-activating protein AGD11. NCBI's taxonomy places the organism in Eukaryota, Viridiplantae, Streptophyta, Magnoliopsida, Poales, Poaceae. Gene Ontology annotation, molecular function: phospholipid binding; GTPase activator activity. The coding region runs from base 212 to 1339 and encodes 375 amino acids. The transcript has 9 exons. The record is from RefSeq and is a predicted model, not a curated record.